AUUUCAAUCUCAAACUCUCAUCAACUAUGGCGAUCUUGAAUUUCUAUUCUCUAAGAGACUUGCAUGAUUCCGCAAACGAUCUGCUUCGUUCACCGACCCUUAAACGAGCUCUCUCCGACCACCACCAAGACCAGACCUGUGUCCAAAAGGUCUCCGAAUCGUCUUUGAAGAUGUUGGAUUCUUGUGGGAGAACCAAAGACAUACUCUUUCUCGUCAAGGCUCACAUCCAAGAGUUACAGUCCACGUUCCAUCGAAUCACUCUCGGUGAAACCGCUUCCGCUGAGAAGAAGUUUUCGGCUUACCAUCUUCACAGAAAGGAUUUGAAGAAACAAAUGUUAAAGCGUCUAAAAUCACUAAAACUGACCAAGAACACAACCGUGAGCCACGGCUACGAUGCGUUGGCAGACGAUAACCUAAUGGUUGUAGCCAAUGUGUUGGGUGAGGUUAGAGAAACCAUCAUUUCACUUCUGGAGUCGCUCAUGUUACUUAUGUCCAUGCCAAGCCCCAACCCUAACCCUAACCCUAAAAUCAGGAAAUCGAUGAACUGUAACGGGCUUGUUGCGGCUAAGGCGAAGCUUAUGCGGGUGAAUAGCUUGAGCCCGUGGGAGAAGUGUGACGUGCAUGGUUUACGACGAGCGAUUGAGAGAUUGGAGGCUGUCGAGAGUGCUGUGGAAGAUUUGGAGGUGGAAUUGGAGUGUAUCUUCAAGAGGUUGAUAAGAACUAGGGUUUUGUUACUCAACAUACUCUCCAAUUAGAGAGGUGUAUGUGUAUACUCAUAUAGUAUGUAAUCUUUGAGUCCAAAAGUUUGAGACUCUUUCAU
This is a messenger RNA of Cynara cardunculus var. scolymus (artichoke), 820 nucleotides long. RefSeq lists its product as uncharacterized. Lineage: Eukaryota; Viridiplantae; Streptophyta; Magnoliopsida; Asterales; Asteraceae. Gene Ontology annotation, biological process: root development; shoot system development. The record is from RefSeq and is a predicted model, not a curated record. The coding region runs from base 27 to 755 and encodes 242 amino acids. The transcript has a single exon.